AUGAAGUCUUUUUUCACCCGGUCGCUGGCUCUUCUGGCCCUUGCCCAGUCUGCGUUUGGGCGUGCCACUCCUCGUAUGGAGGACUUGGCUUCCACUGACCUUUCCACGCGUGCAACUGGAUCCAUCAAUGCUGUCUACUUUACCAACUGGGGCAUCUACGGACGCAACUUCCAGCCUGCGGAUCUUCAAGCUUCAAAAAUUUCGCAUGUGCUCUAUUCUUUCAUGAACCUCCGAGCAGAUGGCACGGUUUACUCGGGUGACACCUACGCCGACUUGGAGAAGCAUUACUCUGACGACUCAUGGAAUGAUAUCGGAACAAAUGCCUAUGGCUGUGUCAAGCAGCUCUACAAGCUCAAGAAGGCAAAUCGCUCGCUCAAGAUCAUGCUGUCCAUUGGUGGCUGGACUUGGUCGACCAACUUUCCCGCUGCUGCCUCCACCGAGGCUACCCGUGCUACAUUUGCCAAGACCGCUGUUGAAUUCAUGAAGGAUUGGGGCUUUGACGGCAUUGACGUCGACUGGGAGUACCCCGCCAGUGAGACUGAAGCCAAUAACAUGGUCCUCCUUCUUCAGCGAGUUCGCCAGGAGCUCGACUCGUACUCCGCAACAUAUGCUAAUGGUUAUCACUUCCAACUCUCCAUUGCCGCUCCCGCAGGACCUAGCCAUUACAACGUUCUUAAGCUAGCCCAGCUCGGUUCCGUCCUCGACAACAUCAACCUCAUGGCCUACGACUAUGCAGGUUCCUGGGACAGUGUCAGCGGUCAUCAAGCCAACCUGUAUCCUAGCACAUCAAACCCCAGCUCAACUCCAUUCAGCACCAAGGCUGCGGUCGACGCAUACAUCGCAGCUGGCGUCCCUGCAAGCAAGAUCAUUCUGGGUAUGCCCAUCUACGGCAGAGCUUUUGUGGGAACCGAUGGACCAGGCAAGCCCUACUCCACUAUCGGCGAAGGCAGCUGGGAGAGCGGAAUCUGGGACUACAAAGUCCUUCCCAAGGCCGGCGCUACCGUGAUUACCGACUCAGCGGCCGGUGCUACCUACAGCUACGACUCCAGCAGCAGGACCAUGAUCUCAUACGAUACCCCCGAUAUGGUCCGCACAAAGGUCUCAUAUGCUAAGGGUCUCGGACUCGGAGGCAGCAUGUUCUGGGAGGCAUCGGCCGACAAGACUGGCUCUGACUCACUUAUCAGCACUGCCCUCAGCAGCAUGGGUAGCCUUGACAGCACCCAGAACUGCCUCAGCUACCCCAACUCGAAGUUCGACAACAUCAAGAACAACCUCUCUUGA
This is a messenger RNA of Clonostachys rhizophaga, 1281 nucleotides long. The record is from the annotation of a GenBank genome assembly. NCBI's taxonomy places the organism in Eukaryota, Fungi, Ascomycota, Sordariomycetes, Hypocreales, Bionectriaceae.